GCCCAUUCAUCUGACAGCCGUUUACCACAUCAGUCCUCUGCUCCUCCUCCCUGUUCGGUCCAAAGUUGUCGACAGUCUUCCAGAGCCUGCAGGGGAGAUCAGCCAUGGCUCUGCUGCUGAAUGUGGCUGCACACUGCUACCUGAUCCGCCGGCGGUUCAGGAGGAGGAGGAAGAAACGCUCAGAGCGUAAAGGUGGAACAGGGAACCGUCCGACCCGAACCCAGCAGAGGCAGCCCAUCACAGAGGGGAUGGAAACACGAAGCAUGAGUUCAUGCAGCACAGAUGUUAAGGAAAAUCACAACUUGGACAACCUCUUCUCAAAAGAAAGGGUUGCAUCUGUUGCUGUUCAGCUCCACAGUGGAAGGACAAGCAGAGGUAGAAAACGUCCCUUAGCAGAGGGUAACAAUGGCCGCACACCUUGCAAGUACUGGCCGAAAAAGCGUAAAAAGGUCUCAGGACCCAUUGUGCCCAAGAAUGCCCUCAUGCAGCUGAAUGAGAUAAAGCCCGGACUUCAAUACAAGCUGCUUUCUCAGUCUGGCCCAAUCCAUGCGCCUGUGUUUGUGAUGACUGUGGAGGUCAAUGGGCAGGUAUUUGACGGCUCAGGUCAGACAAAAAAGAAGGCCAAGCUAAGCGCUGCAGAGAAGGCCCUGCGUUCCUUUGUCCAGUUCCCUAAUGCAUCUGAAGCCCACAUGGCCAUGGGUCGGACUCUGGCUGUUCACACAGACUUCACCUCAGACCAGGGGGACUUUCCUGAUGAGCUCUUCAAUGCCUUUGAGACAUCCAGAGCUUUAGGUGACCCGUUAUACCUGGCCCCCAACAGCAGGAGAUCUUUCACAACUCUGGGAAUAGAAAACCCAAUGCUCCCUCCCCCUACCUCAAACAUUGUUCAGUCUCCCCUAACCCCUAAUCCAUUUGCCUUCACUUCCUUGACAAGUGGCAAGAACCCUGUAAUGAUUCUUAAUGAGAUGAGGCCAGGACUCAAAUAUAAUACUGUGUCUGAGAGCGGGGAGAGCCAUGCCAAAAACUUUGUCAUGUCAGUGACAGUGGAUGCUCAGAACUUCCAGGGUUCUGGGCGGAACAAGAGGCUGGCCAAAGCUCGAGCUGCCCAGGCUGCCCUGUCUGUACUCUUUCAUAUUGAGCCAGACCAGGUAUCGUCCCGGCAACCCAUACCCAAAGAGGGAUUGCAGCUUCAUCAACCACAGGUCCUGGCUGACGCCGUCUCUCGUUUGGUUGUCGAAAAGUUCAGUGAACUAACUGAUAACUUCACAUCUCCACAUGCUCGAAGGAAAGUCUUGGCAGGUGUUGUCAUGACAACAGGUUCAGAUGUGAAGGAGGCACAGGUUAUCUGCGUAUCCACAGGGACAAAGUGCAUCAAUGGUGAAUACAUGAGCGACAGAGGACUAGCCCUGAAUGACUGCCAUGCUGAAAUUAUCGCUCGGCGCUCUCUCAUCAGGUUCCUGUACUCCCAACUGGAACACUUUCUCAGUCCUAAUGAAGAGGAUCAUCACAAAUCUAUCUUCACCUGCUGUGACAACAAACAAGGUUUCAGACUGAAUGAGAAUGUCCAGUUCCACCUGUACAUCAGCACCUCCCCCUGUGGCGACGCUCGCAUUUUUUCACCUCACGAAGCUGCUGUGGAAGAUCAGAGUGACAGACACCCUAACAGGAAGGCCCACGGGCAGCUGCGGACUAAGAUUGAGUCUGGUGAAGGAACAAUCCCAGUGAGCUCUGGUAGCACCAUUCAGACAUGGGACGGGGUUCUUCAGGGUGAGAGGCUGCUCACCAUGUCCUGCAGCGACAAGAUUGCCAGGUGGAAUGUGGUUGGAUUCCAAGGCUCUUUGAUGACCUACUUCACUCAGCCCAUCUACUUCUCCAGCAUCAUCCUGGGCAGCUUGUACCAUGCGGACCAUCUGUCCAGAGCCAUGUACCAGAGACUUACUGAGAUGGAGGUGCUACCGCCACCUUUCAGCCUGAACAAGCCUCUGCUCAGUGGAAUUAGUAACACAGAGGCUCGUCAGCCUGGAAAAGCCCCAAACUUCAGCGUGAACUGGACCAUCGGAGACCAGGGUUUGGAGGUGAUUAAUGCCACCACAGGGAAGGAUGACCUAGGCCGACCCUCGAGACUCUGCAAGCAUGCUCUGUACACCCGCUGGAUUGACUUGCACAACAAGCUGUCCUUCACCCUGCGCAUUCAAACACUGGAGCCCAGGAGCUACCAUGAAGCUAAGCAGGCCGCAGCGCAGUACCACUCUGCCAAGCAGACUCUCUUCAUAGCCUUCCUCAAGGCCGGACUUGGAGCCUGGGUUAAGAAACCUGUAGAGCAGGACCAGUUCUCUUUCAGCAAUUGUGUGUGAGCUGGUCAUGGAUCUUAGGUAGAGAGGUAUGUUCCCUAUUGAUUUUCAAUAGACUGAACUCUUAAAUUAUUCCAUUUGUCAUUAUUAGUAUGUUCAAUGGGGAAUAGAAUAGAGGGAAAGCACAAAAUAAGAUGCAGUCUGCAGAAACAGAAUAUAGCUCCGUUCUGCUGCAUGUUUGACUGCAUCGACCCUCAGUAGGAUGCAGCUUCACAUUUAAGGUAACGACAGGACAGUGGUACCAUGAAUUUGAAGAAAGUAAUAAAAAGUCGUUCUCUGAUUUAACAUUUAACAAGUAGAAAUAUUUUUGGU
This is a messenger RNA of Xiphophorus maculatus (southern platyfish), 2663 nucleotides long. RefSeq names its product double-stranded RNA-specific editase 1. Bases 105 to 2354 code for a protein of 749 amino acids. The record is from RefSeq and is a predicted model, not a curated record. Gene Ontology annotation, cellular component: nucleolus; cytoplasm. The transcript is spliced from 10 exons. Gene Ontology annotation, molecular function: double-stranded RNA binding; tRNA-specific adenosine deaminase activity; double-stranded RNA adenosine deaminase activity. Gene Ontology annotation, biological process: adenosine to inosine editing; RNA processing. Lineage: Eukaryota; Metazoa; Chordata; Actinopteri; Cyprinodontiformes; Poeciliidae.